GCUCUGUUCUGCUCUUACUUUUACUCCCCCCCCGCUGACAGCAGCCUUACAGUACACGUCAACUCUCAAGCUACUAAAGCACAUCGUCUGAUUCGGCUCUCGCAGGUGGACCUCGACAUGCCGAUAAUGCAAUUAGGCCUAUGUACGGAGUACAGUCUCAGCGAUCAGUGUGGCUGGUCGCUUCAGGGCCCCCGAGGCGAUCUCAUCUUAUGGAUCACCUUUUUUUCCCGCUUCGACGCCUAACCCAACGCAGGCGCUACGGCUGAUCUCCCGAUCGUGGAAUCCUGCAAAAACCACCAGAAAUGUCUGUCCUGGAAUCCAGCGCCCAGGCGCAUCCCCAGCCUGCCGUCUGGAGGAGCACCGCCGACGACGACUCGACGCUGCUGGACGACCUGGAUCAUGAGCCCAAGGUGCUCAAGUGGUACGGCGACUGGGAUGAGUGGCGGCGCGAUAUUCAGCCCUAUAUCGACGUCUUUAUAUGGCGAUACAUGUGGUCGGACAAGGCGUCAGACGACCUGCCUCCGUGCCCAAUCCCGCCGCAGGUCCAGCAGUUUAACCCUCACGCGAGAGACGUUUCGGAGCUCACCAAGGACGAGUUUGACGUGUACCACGACCAGAACAAGAUUUACUAUUCCAAGAAGCAGGAGUACGACCGCCGCAAUGAGAUGGUGGACAAGACAAAGGCGCUUAUUCUGCGCACCAUUGUCCCGGCCAAGGCAGAGGCGCUGGACGAGAAGCUCUCGCUGCGCGAGUGGAUGAUGGUUCUCCAAGCCACCACCGCCCCGACAUAUCGCCAGCGGAUUGAGAUGGAGCGGGUUCACUACAACAACGUGCUGGAGCGGUUCGACCUGGAGGGUGGUGAGGCGGACUGGGCCCACGAGUGGUACAGCGCCGUGACACGAUGCCACAAGCUGAACUUCCCGGAGACGCACUGCGGCACUUGGCUGCGGGACGUGGCCGACUGCAUCCUGCCGUACUCGCCGAACCUGUUUGAGAAGUUUAUGCUGGGGGCUGACAAGCUGGAUCUUGCUGCCAUUGAGUGGAGAAGCAAAGCAGAGGGGGCUAUUGAUUUCCAGAAGACGCAUAAAUGCAGCAACAGCAACAGCAACAGCAGCAACAGCAGCAACAAUAGCGACGGUCGUCGACGGGAAGAGCUUCAAUCUGAUAACAGCGACGCAGCAUCUGCCUCUGUGCAGCCGCAGCCUUUUCGGGACGACAAGGAAGUGGUAGAACUGGCCGCCGCCACACCCGCCGAAGAGGACCGGAUAUGGACGUUCCUAGAAGUGUACCGAGAGAUUCGCGACCUCGACUUUUCCGGAUCAGAAGCAGAUGUGGCACUCGACGACGGGGCCUCUUGGAAAGCGGAUGACUCCCCCUUGUGCCCGGCCUGCAAUCUCAAGGGCCACGAGCUGCGGCACUGCUGGUACGCGUUUGAAGAUCGACGGCCCCAGGGCGUGAUGCUGAGCCGGUCUCGCCUGCGCCGGGUGGAAAAGGCCAUCCGGACGGACAAGAACUUGGAGCAGAGGGUGGAAGAUAUUUAUACGGCGUUUACCGGAGGGCGGUUUUAUCAGCGACAGCUUAUGUUGGGCUCGACGCAGUCUACCUGGUGAUUCAUCUGAUGAUUGAGUGACUAUUUUUUUUUUUUUUUUUUUUUU
Molecule: messenger RNA, 1655 nt
Organism: Trichoderma asperellum CBS 433.97
Lineage: Eukaryota; Fungi; Ascomycota; Sordariomycetes; Hypocreales; Hypocreaceae
Source: RefSeq, a predicted model, not a curated record